AAACACAGGACAGGAUCCUGAUCUCAGUGUUUCUCAGCAUGUGUCGAGAUGCCACAGAGACAGAUUAUCUCUGAGUCUGCUCGUUUUAUAGUCUUCAGACGGAUCUUAAACACAUGUUUGUAGUUUCUAUAUAGAAGUGAGAGUCUGUUCAGUCCCUGAUAAGGCCUCGCGAACAUGGUUCUGGGUCUACCUGCUGUCCUGAACAGGACCAAAACUUUUCAGGGAGCUAUGUGUGUCCUGAACACUCUGCAGAAUAAACCCUUAGUGUCUGAGCGGAUACAAGCACGUCAGGAGAAUCCAGGUCUGCAGCUGCAGGACAUGCAGGGAUACCUCCAACGCACGGGCAUCGCUGUGGAUGAUCUGCACAAACUCAACAUAAUCCAUGUGACAGGGACCAAAGGAAAGGGAUCAACAUGUGCUUUCACUGAGAGAGUCCUCAGGAGCUGUGGCUUUAAGACGGGAUUUUACAGCUCUCCACACUUGGUUCAUGUCAGAGAAAGGAUUCGUAUCAACGGAUGGCCAAUCAGCAAGCAGCUUUUCACCAAGUACUUUUGGGAGACGUACGAGCAGCUAGAGGACUCAAAGGACGUCCACGGAGGCUCUAUGCCUUUCUACUUCCAGCUCCUCACCUUGCUGGCCUUCCACGUCUUCCUGCAGGAGCGGGUUGAUUUAGCAGUGAUGGAAGUUGGCAUUGGGGGGCAGUAUGACUGCACAAACAUUAUCAGGAAGCCGUGGGUGUGUGGGAUCACAGCUCUUGGGUUCGAUCACUGCAGUCUGCUCGGAGACACUCUGGAGAAGAUCGCAUUUCAGAAAGCCGGGAUAUUCAAGCCAGGUGUCCCUGCGUUCACCGUCAGACAGAAACCCGGCCCUCUGAGAGUCCUGCAGCUCAGAGCUGAAGAGCUGAGGAGUGCUCUGUUGGUCUGUCCUGAGCUGGAUCAGUAUGAAGCUCUGGUUGGCCCCAUGAGUCUGGGACUGGCAGGAAAACAUCACCACGCAAAUGCAUCGCUCGCCCUGCAGCUCAGCCACAGCUGGCUGCAACGCCACGAGGCCCGGGAGAGAGGAGAUGAUCUCAGUUUUGCUCUGUCCUCCUGCAGACCUGGAUCACAGGCGGACAUCUUUCAACCCAGCUCAGACAUGCUGACAGGUCUGCAGGAGACCGAGUGGUUGGGACGAAACCAGAAGCUGAGGCGAGGUUCUGUCACUUAUUACCUGGACGGAGCUCACACCUCAGACAGCAUGCAGGCCUGUGUGAGCUGGUUCAGACAGGAGACGCUGCACAGAAACAAGACCACAAACAUCAGAGUCCUGCUCUUCAACACAACAGGAGAGAGAGACUCUGCUGCUUUACUCAGACUGCUGCUGCCCUGUCACUUCGACUACGCGCUCUUCUGCCCGAACAUCUCUGACACACCUGCAGGCGGCUCAGCAGCUCAGCACAGCAGCAGUGAAUGUGUGCACACAGCUCGCUGCAGAGACAACCUGAGAAUCUGGCAGACCCUGAACUCAUCAGAAACAUUACACCCGCAACAUCGCCAUCUGGUGGCUAGGUCUGUGAGUCGCAGCCUCGUGUUUCCCUGCAUCCUCAGCGCCCUCCAUUGGAUCAGACAGACGGAGCAGCUGCAGUCCACUGAGGCCCUGGACCGGAUGAGAGAGGGGGGUCAGGUCUCUGUGCUGGUGACCGGCAGUCUGUACCUGGUGGGAGGAGCGCUCAGACAUCUGGAACCUGCUCUGGACUCUUAGAGGAUCAGAGACUUUCUCCUGCAAGGAUUUUAUUAAAACUUGACUUUAAUAUUUUUCUGUUUUUUUCCUGUAUCUUCAGUGUCACAGAGCUUCAGUGUGUCUGCUGUGGAGAAGACCAUGUAUCUCUAACAAUCCUUUGAGUGACUGACUUUGUUUGACAUGUACCGUUAAAGUAAAGUGCACAUUUUCAUAUUCA
This is a messenger RNA of Notolabrus celidotus (New Zealand spotty), 1936 nucleotides long. Its product is annotated as folylpolyglutamate synthase, mitochondrial-like. Gene Ontology annotation, biological process: tetrahydrofolylpolyglutamate biosynthetic process. The transcript is spliced from 15 exons. Lineage: Eukaryota; Metazoa; Chordata; Actinopteri; Labriformes; Labridae. Bases 175 to 1740 code for a protein of 521 amino acids. The record is from RefSeq and is a predicted model, not a curated record. Gene Ontology annotation, cellular component: cytoplasm; cytosol; mitochondrion. Gene Ontology annotation, molecular function: tetrahydrofolylpolyglutamate synthase activity; ATP binding.